AUAGAAGUAGCUUAACUUCGAAGUAUUCAGCGACUCUAAAAUCGGCACCGCCAAAAUCGUCGGAUUUGUCACACGCUUUCUCACCACAGCCGCUCCUUCUCCUCGUCCCGAUCCUCGCCGAGUAUCUACGCCAAACCUAUAUAUACCCCCACACAUCUCUACAUUCCCAUCAUAACAACCAAGCAAGCAUUUUCUACAACUUUCGUAUACGCAUUAUUAUCAAGUUUUCAAAAUCUUCCCAAAAACUACGAUCAUGGCCGAAUCAAACCCAAAAAUUCAACCCGAAGUGGCUGAGAUUGAGGAAGUAGAGAGGCUCAAGUACCUGGAGUUCGUGCAAGUGGCGGCGCUGCACGCGGUGGUGUGUUUCGCGAGGCUCUACGGCUACGCCAAGGACAACUCCGGCCGUCUCAAGCCAUCGGUCGACACAGUCGAAGGCACCGUCAAGACGGUUGUCGGCCCAGUCUACGAUAAGUUCCAUGACGUCCCCAUUCAAGUUCUCAAGUUCGUCGAUCGCAAGGUUGAUGUCUCUGUAAAUGAGUUAGACCGUCGUGUGCCACCAGUCAUGAAAAAGGCAUCAACCCAAGCCUUUUCAGCUGCUCAAAACGCUCCAACAGCUGUUCGGUCUGUGGUAGCACAAGUCCGGCAUGUCAAUGUGGUCGACACUGCCUCAGGACUCGCAAAGAACGCAUACACAAAGUGCGAGCCAGCUGCGAAGGGGCUUUACUCCAAGUACGAGCCAGUGGCUGAGCAGUAUGCCGCGUCAACUUGGCGCUCCCUCAAUCGACUCCCACUGUUCCCUCGGGUGGCCCAAGUUGUGGUGCCAACAGCUGCCUACUGUUCUGAAAAGUACAACCUGACAGUAUGUUCUACGGCUGAGAAGGGAUAUAGAGUCUCAUCUUAUCUGCCAUUGGUGCCCACAGAGAAGAUUGCCAAGAUUUUCAGUGUAAAUGAUGAGGCUAUGACUGAACCAUUGGUCAGCAGCCAGGAAGAGAGAGCUGUCUCAGCUCAUUGAUCAAUAUCGGUUAUGUUGAUGCCAUAUAAAAACACUUUUAUGUAUGUGGGAACAUGAAGAUGUCAUCAUCAAAGAAUAUAAGCUGCUAGUUUUUUUUUUUUAUUAUGUGUUUUGUUGAAUAAUGUUAGCACUGCGCUGUCUCUUUUGAAUUCAUUGAUUAUAAAUGAAAUAUUUUUCUUCUUA
Messenger RNA from Camellia sinensis, 1195 nucleotides. NCBI's taxonomy places the organism in Eukaryota, Viridiplantae, Streptophyta, Magnoliopsida, Ericales, Theaceae. The record is from RefSeq and is a predicted model, not a curated record.